Molecule: messenger RNA, 1296 nt
Organism: Lagopus leucura (white-tailed ptarmigan)
Lineage: Eukaryota; Metazoa; Chordata; Aves; Galliformes; Phasianidae
Product: toll-like receptor 2 type-2
Exons: 1
Biological process (GO): immune response; inflammatory response; toll-like receptor signaling pathway
Cellular component (GO): membrane
Molecular function (GO): triacyl lipopeptide binding; protein binding; transmembrane signaling receptor activity
Source: RefSeq, a predicted model, not a curated record
ACUAUGCAUACUUGGAAAGUGUGGGUGAUCUACAUAGCCUUGGCUGCACUCCUCCCUGAAGAACAAGCCCUGGGACAGGCCUGUCUUUCUUGCGAUGCCACUCAGUCUUGCAACUGCUCUUCCAUGGGUUUGGACUUCAUUCCCUCGGGGCUCACGGGCAAAAUCACGGCGUUAAACCUGGCCCACAACAGGAUAAAGCUGAUCCGGGCACAUGAUCUGCAGCAGGCUGUGAACCUGAGAGCCCUGCUGCUGCAGUCCAACCAAAUCAGCUCCGUAGACGAGGACUCGUUUGCCUCCCAGGGGAAACUGGAGCUCUUGGACUUGUCAAAUAACAGCCUGGCUCACUUGUCCCCGGUGUGGUUUGGGCCCCUUUUCUCGCUCCAGCACCUCCGCAUUCAAGGCAAUUCCUACAGCGACCUGGGAGGAAGUUCCCCCUUUUCCAGCCUGAGAAACUUGAACUCCCUCCACCUGGGCAACCCACACUUCUCCAUCAUCAGGCAAGGAAACUUUGAGGGCAUUCCGUUUCUCAACACGCUGAAGAUUGACGGUGGCAAUCUCAGUCAGUACGAACCUGGAAGUCUGAAAUCGAUUAGGAAGAUAAAUCACAUGAUCAUAAGCGUGCGAAGGAUUGAUGUAUUCUCAGCAGUCAUCAGGGACCUUCUGCACUCUGCCAUUUGGUUAGAUGUAAGAAAACUAGCAUUCAGUGUUCCUGAAAAAAUACAACUUUUGAGAAUUAUGUCUUCCUCUUUCGCAAAGAAAAUAUCUUUAAAACAGUGCUUAUUUACAGAUGCUACUGUACCUGUGAUUGUCAGCAUUUUAGAAGGCAUGCCAAGAUUAGUGGAGGUGGAGAUGAAAGACUGUACACUCUUGGGCACUGGUCAGUGGUAUACACAAAUUCAUGCAAAGCAGUCACAAUCUCUGAGGGUUCUGACAAUAGAAAAUUUAUCUAUAGAAGAAUUCUAUUUGUUUACAGAUCUCCAGUCUGUACUAAAUCUACUAUCUCUUUUUAGGAGAGUCACAGUUGAAAAUACCAAGGUGUUUCUGGUACCAUGCAAACUUUCACAACAACUUCUGUCAUUGGAGUAUCUUGACCUUAGUGCAAAUUUACUUGGUGAUCAGAGUUUGGAGCAUUCGGCCUGUCAGGGUGCAUGGCCUUCAUUACAAACUCUAAAUCUUAGUCAGAAUUCAUUGAGUGACUUAGAAAUGACAGGUAAAAGCUUGUUUCAUCUAAGAAACCUAACUCUCUUAGACAUCAGUGAAAACAAUUUUGGUGAGAUUCCAGAUGUGUGUGAAUGG